Molecule: messenger RNA, 1053 nt
Organism: Notechis scutatus (mainland tiger snake)
Lineage: Eukaryota; Metazoa; Chordata; Lepidosauria; Squamata; Elapidae
Source: RefSeq, a predicted model, not a curated record
AUGAGGCCUGAUCUCAAUAUGAAGGAGAAGCCAUUGCCUCCUUCCAGGUGUGUAGAAAGCUGUCGUCCUGGAUUUGUGAAGGUAGCUCGGGAAGGAGAGCCCAUUUGCUGCUACAACUGUUUUCGAUGUGCAGAAGGAACCAUCUCAGUUAGGGAAGAUGCAGAAACUUGUACCAAAUGUCCAGAAGCUCAGCAUCCAAAUAUAAACCAAGAUCGUUGCAUCUCCAAGGUUAUAACCUUCUUAUCCUAUAAAGACUCUUUGGGAAUUGUCCUAGCAACCAUUGCCCUCUUCUUGUCACUAAUCACCAGCUUUGUUUUAGUAAUCUUCAUUAAAUUCUUAGAAACUCCAAUUGUCAAAGCAAACAACCAGGACCUUUCCUUCAUCCUCCUGAUCUCACUCCUGCUUUCCUUCUUGACCCCCUUCCUCUUCAUCGGUCAGCCAACCAAACCAACCUGUCUCCUGCAACAAAUGGUCUUCAGCAUCAUCUUCUCAACUGCCAUCUCUUCUGUCCUAGCAAAGACAAUCACAGUAGUAGUGGCCUUCUUGGCCACAAAACCAGGGAAUAAACUGAAGAAAUGGCUAGGAAAGAGCUUGGCCAACUCCAUCAUUCUUUCUUGUUCCAAUGUCCAGGUUUUCAUUUGCAUCAGCUGGCUGGCCACUUCUGCCCCAUUCCCUGACUCUGACCCACACUCUCAACCUGGAGAGAUCAUCCUGCAAUGCAAUGAAGGCUCUGCUACCAUGUUUUAUGUUGCUCUUAGCUACAUGGGCUUCUUGGCUGUUGUCUGCUUCAUGGUGGCUUUCCUAGCCAGGAACCUCCCAGGGGCUUUCAACGAAGCCAAGCUGAUCACCUUCAGCAUGCUUGUCUUCUGCAGUGUUUGGGUAUCCUUCGUGCCUACCUACCUGAGCACCAAAUGGAAAUAUAUGGUGGCUGUGCAGAUCUUCUCCAUCUUGGCUUCCAAUGCUGGCCUGCUAGGCUGCAUCUUCAUCCCCAAGUGCUAUAUUAUCAUUCUGAAACCAAAUCUGAAUACAAAAGAACAUUUGAUGUUAAAAUAA